Molecule: messenger RNA, 717 nt
Organism: Epithele typhae
Lineage: Eukaryota; Fungi; Basidiomycota; Agaricomycetes; Polyporales; Epitheliaceae
Exons: 8
Coding region: 1-717 (238 amino acids)
Source: RefSeq, a predicted model, not a curated record
AUGCUUUACGCUGCUCAGCUGGCUUUAGAUGAGGCCAAAUAUGCGAGAAUGCUUAAGCAGGAGAUGUCAAGCCUAGUGGAGGCAGAGGCUCCGUACAAGCAGCUUCAGAGCAUCAAAGAGCCCAGCAUUCUCAAUGCGAUUGGAGAGGUGGUGGACGUGGCGAACGGAGUGCGGAUGACGCUCAUCCAUCAACGAGCGUCUCCUGAAGAGCCUAUCGAGGAGCUUAUCCUGUCGAUCCAAGGAUAUCUCGUAGAGGCCAAUCUCCCUCCUAUUCGGAAGAUGGAUGUUCCUCGGUCCAAUCAUCGGAUCAUUGGUCUUAGCCAGUCAGUCGUUAUCUCUGGCCUUGGUGAGGGCCUGUUCCAAGACGCGGUGCAGGUUCAGUACUGGGAGCGUACAAUGAAGGAGUCCAAGGCAACAUACACAAAGAUCAAGCCUCACCAGAUCAACAUCUCAAACCUAGUGAGCUACAGAUCGCUUUCACAGUGGUUCGCCUUCCCCGACAGGAACCGUACUGUCGAGAAGGACUUCAAUCUAGCUUCAAUUGCAGCUUUGACAAAGCGUGCCAAGUCUCCCAGACGUCCUUUGAAGCGCAAGGUCGGCUACGGCGACAGCGAGGAAGAUGACACAGACUCUGUGUUGAAGCGUAUGCGCUUGGACGAUAGUGACUUGCAGGACAGCGCAGUUGUAUCUCAGACAGAUGUGCCUAUGGCUGGGUAG